This is a messenger RNA of Mycena citricolor, 16037 nucleotides long. The record is from the annotation of a GenBank genome assembly. NCBI's taxonomy places the organism in Eukaryota, Fungi, Basidiomycota, Agaricomycetes, Agaricales, Mycenaceae.
ACCGAACGCGCCACCAUUGCCCCCUGGUGCUGCGAGUCCCACUCAGCUCAGGUCUUGGGACAGCAGCCCGAUUCUAUCUCAAAACAUACCUUGGAACUGUUUCGAUCACCUCUCAGCGCUCAAUUGCAACUUAAAAGUUGUCAUGUGGACUGUCUAUGGGAAAUUCGUCGACGGAGACGAUGUCGAACGAGAAGUCCCUUCCACUCAUGAGACAAAACUGCUGAAAACUGGGAAGUCGUACAUGGUUGGCCGUAAAAGCCCUGCCCCGCUGUGUAUCAAUUCAAAACGAGUGUCAAGAACGCAUGUGGAGUUUGUUGUCGACAGUUUCACGGCUUACGAUGUGACAAAUCCUGUAACGAAGCCGAGACUGCGGGGCAAAAAUCUAGCGCUCAAACCACUAACCGUUGAACGCGCAGGGGGGAAUCAGAUAAUCGCACCACAAACAACAUUGGACCUGCUAGACGGUGACAUUCUCGUCCUCUCGUCGCACGACAAGAUUCGUGUGACUUGGACCGAAGUUUGCUGUUAUGAAAAUCCUCCUCGCACGAAGAGCUCUUUCGUCAAUGCUUGCGCCUCACUGGGACUACAUGUUGUGCAUACCCAACCCAGCACGACAACCCACUAUCUAACUCACGAACUCGCUGCCAUUCCUCCGCAAGCGGUCUCACUCGUGCACGGCUCUCACUUCGUGACACCUAACUGGCUUGACGAGAUACUUCGUCUGGGAGAUCUGCCCAAAAACUCGGAUCCAUCGAAAGGAGUUGCACUCGAGCAAGCCUUUGUCCUGCCUCCCACGACCAAAUAUUGGCCUUCAUUUGGAUCUGACUUACCGGCUGCAUACAAAAGUUUUGGUACAUGGGCCCCGAACGAAGCUCGGAUGCACAUGUUCUCUAAACACUGGUUUCUUUGCGUUGGCGAGAAAGAGCGAGAGAUCAGCGGGGAGAUGAGAGAGCUGAUUGACAGGGCGCAAGGCAAGGUCAGCACGUUCAAUGUGGAGCAGGGGGAAGAUAAAUGGAGGAAGACGCUGGUUAGACUACAGGCGAAACAGAAUGUGAACCUUGUUCUGUUGGGAAACACGUCUGCGUGCGAAGCUGCGGUUGGCAGGAGCAACUGGCAAGAGCUUGUUUCAGUGGCAGAUGCAUUCCGGCUUCGAUUUCACUCGCAUGAUGAUCUCAUUCGAGCCAUUCUGGAUGCGAACACCAAGAUAUUCAGCGAGGAGCGAGAGAUUCAAGCUUCUGCAUCCUCUUUGCCCGAGAUCGUGUAUAACACAUUAGAGGACGAGAAGUCCAUUGCAUCAGAGAUCGAAUCUGCUCCACCCCCUGUGCGCAGACUCACUCGACGAACUGCGUCGCGACAAGCAUCUCAGGAGCCGGUCCCGGCCGCCGCUGAGACGGCACCUCCCCCACCUCCCAAGAAGCUGACACGACGGGUGCAAGUACCAAUGCUUACGGGACUAGAUGAUUCCUCCUUCGUCAUAGACUCGAUGACGCAGAGCUCGGCCGCUCCAAUAUCCAUUCCUGAGCCGGCUCCGGCUAAACCACGCUCGAAGCUCAAACGGCGAGUUGGCACGGUCUCGACCAUUGAGGCGGAGUCCGACAUCAGUCUUGCGGUGGCCGGUAUCGUGAGUGUGGCCGCCGAAGAACCGCCUCUCAAAAAGUUCAAGGCUCUCUUCGAAGCCAGCAAUCCUUCGAAUGACUUUGAUAGCAUUGACCAGAGUGGGGCAUUCGAUGAAGAUGGUCUGCUGUUGUCCGAUUCGCAGACACAAUCGGUCACUCAAACUCAAACGGCCGGCCGGUCUGGUCGGCAUCCGACUGCUCUCAGAUCCCUCCCAGAAGAGGAUGAAGAAUCACAACCGGUUACUGUUAGCAGAAAACGGAAGGAGCGAUCCGCCGAUGCGGACGAUGAAGAAAUGGCCGGUAUUGCGGCCGAAUUAAAUAAUCCCUCAGGCGGCAGUAUCAGAGGCAGCACCCCCGCUCUGAAAAAGCGAGCUACUGGGAGCAAUGCGGUACAACCCGCGACUGCAAAAACACCGUUACCGACGACGAAACUGGGCAAGAAACCAUCUGCUGCAGCGGCGGCCGGGGCUGCGGCCGGUCAACCGGAUACAGAUGAAGCAUUUCUCCAAGCGAUCGCCUCGACAAGGCGAGGGAAAAAGACGGAAGACGAGUUCGAUCGUGACUUCAACAAGCUCAAGAUCAAGGCCGACGUCAAGGGUGCAGCUGAGAUUGAGCGGCCAGCCUGGGAGAUUGUCGAUUCGUUUGGUGACGAGACCGAUCUGCGCGGCAACUUUAUGGUCAUUCAAGACCUGGAGGUCUACAAACUACAGGGCGAGGGCAGGAAACAAGUCACAGUGACUAAUCCACUUUGGGAAGGAAAACCGGACUUCAAGAAGUUCAAGCAGAAAGCAAAUAAGAGCAGCACCGCUGCUUUGGGGAAGAAAUUUGUGGACCUCGUCAUCAGCGAAGACAGCUAUAGAAUCGGCGACGACGACUUCCAGAACGAGUUUUCUUUCCAAGACCAUGAGGCUUCGAAAAUCAAGCAGAAGGGUAGAGAGGUCUUUGACCAUGAUGAAGCCCUAUCAGAUCAGUCAAGCGUCGUUGAACCACCAAAGAAAAGGGGGACCCAACCUCCGAAGCAAGCCUCGAGUAGGACAGCACGGACAGCAUCAAGGACGCCGGCUCCACUGUUUCUCGAGGACUCCGACGAAGAGCAACAGUUCAAACCGACGACCAGAGGCAAAGCCAAGGCCGAGCCCUUCGAAGCUACGCUGGACAUGGAUGACGACAUGGAUGUUGAUCAAACAUUGCGGUCUGCCUCGCUCAGGCCCUCCAGACAAUCCGCCCAGGCAAGAGGUGCAAAGAGGAAGGUCGUUUCAGAGUCUGAGAAUGAAGAGCACAGCGACAGCAGCUCAGACGCCGGAAAUAGAAGGGGUAAGAACAGAAAGAAACGAGCUCGGCGAUGACAGAGAUUACAAUCUACUUUAUGAGUUUUGAAUCGUCGCCAUUUGGCCUUGCAACGCUGAUCACAUGACCGUGAUUCACUCACUUCGCACCAUCAUGAGCGCCGAGGCCGACGCACUGUUAGCUCUUCGUCAAGCUAUCAAGACGAAGAGCACCAUAACGUACUCCAAAAAUGGGGAACCAGUCUCCACACUUCUCGACGCGACUCACAUUAACAUCCCACCCUCCAGCCAGUUCCCGAAAUCGACACCAACGAGAUACCGCAAUCCUGCGUCUACGAACGACUUCUUCUCCAUUGAAGCGAUAUAUCUAGUCUGGCUACUACGAGAUGCAACUCUCGUAGAUUACAUGACGCGGGUCAGGGAAAAUGGGGUGGCGGUGGGGUCUGUGAGUGUCACAGAGCGGAAAAGCGUGUUGGAUUGGUUAGAGGGAACAGUGGGGGACAAUGAGCGGAUAGUGCCUCUUUCCACGGAAAGUACGACGCCUCCGGGUUCGCCGCCCUCUUCAUCGAAAACACUGUCCACUACGCCAUCGCUCAAGACGACUGGAACUACUUCGAGUUCACCGACGAAGAGGCGAUAUACCGCGGACCACCGAGAUCUUGAGGUCGUCAAGAAGAUCAAACAGAAUGAAAUUGAGCUGAGGGACCGGAAUUCGGUGCUGAGGGGAACGAAACCAACUAACUUUUCCAAUGUCCGGACAGUCUAUGCUGAGAAGCUCAAGAAGCUACGAGAGUCCAGCCGUUCGGGAGCCAGUGCGACGCCCGUGAGCGCGUCCGAUUCGAAAGUUCUGGCCAAGAAAGCUCGGAACAACUACCCCAUCAUCAUGAUAUCCUCAUCCCCCACCGCUCUUAUUACAAUGCACAACGUCAAAAAGUUCCUGCAGGAGUCGACAUUUGAACCAUCCCAGGAUGCUCGGGCAAGAGCAGCUGCUGAGGGUAACCCACGUCCAGAGGACUUGAUUCCGAUCUACCGCAAACGUACGGUGAUCGACUCGUCCGGCAAAGAGCACGAGAUCCAGAGCCGGUACUUUGUGGUGGACAGUGUGGAGGCGCUGAGCAAGUUUGGGCCCGACGCAUGGGAGCGUGUGGUGUGUGUGAUGACGACGGGCCAGGCGUGGCAGUUCAGGCCAUACAAGUGGACGGAGCCGAUCUCGUUGUUCCACCAUGUGAAAGGGAUCUAUGUCUCAUGGGCCAACGACCCUCCCAAUGGGAAGAUUAAAGACUGGAACGUGACGGAACUGAAGAUCGAUCCCAUGCGCAGACACGUCGAUAAGUCUGUCGUAGCGCAAUUGUGGAAGAUCUUGGAUGGUUGGACGGCAAUCAACAAGCCUGGUUUGAUCCAAGGCUAGAUCUCUGUCUGCUCUCAUUGUACAGUCCAUCUGUUGUCUGCUCUGAAUCUUGUCUGUAUACUUGAUAGAGAGCCGUCAAUGGCGCGCGUGUUGAUACUGUGUCACAUAGUACCCUAGCCCGGACGUCCCCGAUUGUGACGACGGACUGGGAUAUGUGGUUGAACCCACAUCAGGGCCCUACGCAGUGGAAGUCAGAAAACAUAGGCAGGCGGAACCGAAGCACUGACGAAGUCCACCACGAAUGGACGGCUCUGCGUGACUGCAAACAAGCGAGAACUUUCUAGUGCCAAUGCGUAGACGGGAGACGCGUCGUUGAAUGGCGCGUGGAAACUGAAACCUUUGUUUGCAGAGCGCACAUCCCAGAAAGAGACCAGGCUGUGUCGGGCGGAGCCAGCCGCUACGUAACAGCCCGACCCACCGCCACAGCCCACGGAGUAGAUGGGCUCGUCGGAGAAAGAAUUGGACAGCGUCAUCACAGGCCGCAGUCGGCCGUCCCGAUCGCGGUCGGAAGACCGGAGAUCGUGCACUGAGAGGGUCCCGUCAUACCACCCGGAGACGAUGGAAGAUGUGCCCCAGACGGAACAGGGUGGUCCCUGGCAUAUAUCGAAGACAGCCAAUCCUCGUCUGGCGAUCGAGUCCUGUUGUGCGAGGACCAGACUGGGUGUGAAACCUGAAGGCGAGAGCGAGUAGAUGCUCAGUGGCUUAGCGUCGGUGCUGGUCCCGAAAGCUGCAUAGGGACUCGAUGCGCGCGAGUUGAGGUGACACUUCCAGCUUCGUGGUUGUGACGAAAUUUCGAACGAGGAAACUGUCUGGCACAGAGAAGUAUCGAUGAGACGCGCGGAUCCGUUGGCCGAAAGAGCCAACAAGAGAUCGUCGCUGGCCGAUAAGCUUUCUACAAAGUCUUUGGGUGGCAAAUCGAUGUCGUGACGCGUUCUCUGGUCGGAGACGUCGAGAAAUUCAAGGGAGCCGUUCUGCAAUCCUAUGCAGAUUCCAUCGUCUGGAACACACGCCAUAGCUGUAACAUACUGCCCGGGAUCGUCCUUCAAUUUGAGAUGGGUCUCGGACUCUACCCUCGGGUUCUUGUUCGCUGAGAAACCGAAGGAAUGGAGGGUGUGUCCAGCCGCAAUGACGAGACGCGACGAGCUCAGGGCCAGUCGCGGCCGUUUUCUCCCUAACCAUGGAUCCGAUAGCGGUCGGGCGACAAAUUUCCGCUGGUCCCAUCUUCGGUCUGUCAGAACGUCAUAUCGCACUCGGACUGAAGGCUGCCACAGGUCACGCGACCUGCUGAGGCUGAGAGACGGUCUUGGGUUGUUGCGUAGGUAGGCGGCCCAUCCAAAUUCAUAAACCUGAAGUUAUGCAUGGGCCGAUUAAGAGGAGGUUUGAUGAAACUCACCAGCGAGUGUAGCAAUUUGCAAGUCCGGGCUAUGGAAUCAAGUUCCCAGUAUCCGAGGUCGCAGAGGAUAAGGAUAAGAAGAUCGUUAGGUAGUUCUAACAGGGAUUCCAUAUCCAAUCGCCUGCUCGUACUCAACGUUAAAGUGUCUAUCGCUCCGGAACCGAAUUGACUCGACGGCGCGACAACUUGUCUGCUCUGGUAGAUCCACCGCAACUUGUGACGGCGAUCCCCACAGUACUGGGACGUUUGCCUAGCAUGCAACGACUCAACUCGCGGGUGCUUGCACGGCGCGUCCACAAGCUUGGCAGUCCUCGUCACUACCACGACGAAUCGUUUGGGUUCCGCAAACCGCGUGAUUUCGUGUUCCCGGACUACACAGAAGCACAGUUGCAAAACAGGGCCGAGAAUGCGACGCUCCUCCGCUACGUCGACUCGGUUCGAACGCAUGGCCACCGGGCUGCGCGUAUUGAUCCUCUCGACCUCAUCCACCGGGACGAGGUCGCGGCACUCGAUCCGCGUAGAUACGGUCUCCUGGACGAACAGCAGAAAUUUAACGUCAAUGGUAUCCUGUGGACGCGGCCGAUCGACGAGACUCACCGAGAGGACGCGGAAGAGUGGUGGACUUUGGCGCAGAUCACGGACCAUCUGCGGCGGAUCUACACGGGCCCCAUCGCAUACGAGUACAUGCACUCUCCGUCCAAGACCGAGAGGCUGUGGUUCUCGCACACGCUGGAGUCGACACACAUUGCGUCGACCCGCACACCCAUGCCCAAACAAUUCAAAGAACGCAUCCACGGCCUGCUUGCGAGGAGCGAGGUGCUCGACAACUUCCUGCAGCUCAAGUUCCCGAACCUCAAACGCUACGGCCUGGAAGGCGGUGAAUCCAUGCUGCCUGCGCUGGACUCGCUGUUCUCUGCUGCAGCCAAAGACGGAGUUUCUUCCGUUCUUAUUGGCAUGCCCCAUCGAGGCCGACUCAACUUACUGACGGAUCUAUUGAAAUUUGCCCCCGCUGCCCUAUUCCACAAGAUCAAGGGUGGCGCUGAAGUCCCGGAGGAUCUCGGUGCUGAAGGCGAUGUCCUCAGUCAUCUCGCUGUGUCGACCGCGUUGGAAUACGAUGGCGCAUCAGAACCUAUUCAAGUAUCUCUGCUCCCUAAUCCGUCACAUUUGGAGGCUAUCAACCCUGUUGCUUUGGGUAACACGCGGGCUAAACAGUACUCACUUCUGAAGACGUCGCCGAAUGAUUGCACCUUAGGAGACAAAGUGAUGUGUGUUCAGCUUCACGGCGAUGCCAGUUUCAGUGGCCAGGGCGUCGUGAUGGAAAGUUUGGGACUGAGUAACUUGCCGCACUUCACUAGCGGUGGCAGCGUUCACAUCGUAGUCGACAACAAGUGACUACUACAUUCUCUCGCUGUCUUCCGUGUCUCUGAUGUUCUGAAGUAUCGGAUACACAACACCGGCAACUGGAGCUCGUUCAUCGCAGUAUUGCUCAGACAUCGGGAAAGGGAUCAAUACCCCGGUCUUGCAUGUCAAUGGCGACUAUCCCGAAGACGUGGUCAGGGCGAUGACCUUAGCAUUCCAGUACCGCAACUACUUCCGUAAGGAUAUUAUCGUCGAUCUUUUGGUUUAUCGUCGCUGGGGUCACAAUGAGCUGGAUAUCCCCAAUCUCACUAGUCCACUGAUGUACGAGAAGAUAUCUUCUCGCAGGUCUGUUCCUCAGCUGUACGAAGAGAAGCUUAUCGCCGACGAGACAUUCGACCCGAGCGAAAUCCACGAGGUCCGAUCUGCCUACAGGGCUGAGCUCGAUGCUGCGUUGACCAGCGUGCCUUCUUUUGUCCCGUCCGCGACGAUGCUCGAAAAGCAGUGGAGCGGCAUGGUCUGGCCGUCCAGUGCAGAUGCCGACAAGGAACCCAGCACCGGAUUUGACGCCCAAGAACUAGCUGAUAUCGGCCGAAACUCUGUGGCUAUCCCAAAUGGUUUCGAAAUACACCCCAAACUGCAGCGGCACGUGAAGAACAGAAUGUCUAGCAUCGAGUCGGGGGCCGGGCUUGACUGGGCCACUGCUGAGGCAAUUGCAUUCGGUUCCUUGAUGAAAGAAGGUUUCGACAUCCGCAUUUCCGGACAAGACGUUGGUCGAGGGACCUUCAGUCAGCGACAUGCAAUGCUCGUGGACCAGCGCACCGAAGCCGUUGUUGUCCCACUCAACGACACUCUCAAUGCCUCGGGAAAACUGGAAUUGGCGAACAGCUCACUUAGCGAAAUGGCGGUGCUCGGUUUUGAAUAUGGAGCGAGCUGGGAGAGGCCUACAAUUCUACCGAUAUGGGAGGCUCAGUUCGGAGACUUUUUCAACGGGGCCCAGAUCAUCAUCGACACAUUCAUUUCAUCAGCUGAAACGAAAUGGCUCAAGCAAAGCGGAAUCGUGUUGCUCCUUCCUCACGGCCUGGAUGGUGCAGGCCCAGAGCACUCUUCGUCUCGUGUGGAACGCAUGCUCCAACUCUGCAAUGACCGGUACAGCAGUCAGGAGGAUGAUCCAAAUAUCAACAUGCAUGUCGUAUUCCCGACGACUCCGGCGCAAUACUUCCAUCUCUUGCGCAGGCAGAUGAAGAGGAACUACCGCAAACCACUGGUUGUCGCUGGCCCGAAGGCGCUUCUCCGACUAUCGGCGGCAUCUUCGUCCCUGAAGGACAUGGAAUUGGGCACCAAGUUCCAACCUGUUCUCGAAGAUCCAGCCGGUAACACAGCGACCGCAAAGCGUGUGGUGUUCAUCACUGGGAAGAUCCACUACGAAUUGAUGAAAGAACGGCAAGUCCGCUCGCUGGAGAAUGAUGUUGCCUUUGUCCGCAUCGAAGAAUUGGCGCCGUUCCCUUUCAGCGAGGUCCAGACAGUUCUUAAACAGUACAAGAAUCUCGAAGAAGUCGUGUGGCUGCAAGAAGAGCCCAAGAAUCAGGGCGCCUGGUCUCAUGUGGCUCCGCGACUGGACAGCGUCUUGCAGGACCUGGGAUUGAAUCAGAGAGUCGGAUACUGUGGCAGGAAGCAGAGUGCACUUCCUGCUCCUGGUAUUGGGAAACUGUAUGCAGCACAACAGCGGGCGGUCAUCGAGUCCGCAUUCAACGGUGUUUAAGUAAAAGUAAAAUUGAUAUGUCGUGGUUGAGAGUCACCUCGGUCCCGUCGUGCUGAGUCGGUCAACAAAAGUCAUCGCGCCGCCUCUUUCGAGGACUCACUACAUGGCCACGUUUGUUGACUUGCCUCAAGAGCUCGUUGAUCAGGUCGUCGGGGAAUAUGCCCAAGACAGAGCCUAUUUGAGAGUUUGCGCGCUGAUCUCAUCCGCCUUUCUUCCGCCGAGUCGCACACAUCUCUUUUCGUCACUUCGUAUCACUCCUGGCAAUAUCUACCCGUUUCGAUCACUCAUCGCAUCCUCAACGUCCGUCGCAUGGUAUGUCCAGCGGCUCGAGGUCCCUGGGACGACCAUUGGGCCACCGACCAUCCUCCCCGUCGAGACGAUCGCGCGACUCCCGAACCUCAAGUUCCUUGUCUGUCAAGCGGACCCAUUUGACUUCCGACAAAUCCACUCACAACCAAACGUCACGCUCGCGCCCGCACUGCAGAGCCUGACUUCCUUGCAAGUGUCCAUUGACCGGCUAUGGACGAUACCCUACUGGGUCGCGCUCCUGGAUGCGUGCCCAGCGCUGACGGAUCUGACCGUCCACGCUGAAGCUACCGGGUGGGGUCAAUGGACGUACGACGACCUCACAUUGUCCAUCCCACCGCCCCCGCCCCCGCCUGCGCGCGCGCCUCGUCUCCGGGCGGUCAGAAUCACGGGCGACUGCAAGAUCCUGGUCCCGUUGAACGCGUGGUUCCUGUCCCGCGGGUCGUUGUCCGCUGUGGAAACGCUCUACGUGGAUCUGCUGUACAUGCUGGAAGACUACGACGCCGCGGACCAGAGGCUCCCGAUGCUGCGAGCGGUCAUGGCGACGGUGAGGGACUUGACGGUCAACCUGGACCCGCCGAUCUCUCUGGAGGGCGAGCCUGGAGUGAGCGCUGCUCGGAUGCCCCACUUGCGGACGCUGCGCAUUCGCGAUGGCUCCGACGCGCGACUGAGCGAAUCCAUCGACUGGCUUGCUGGGUUCCUCAGCACGACACCCGUGCACGGGGAAAGUCUUCUGGUCACCGAGAGCCCGUUAGAGGAGCUCUCCCUCGAUCACCAUGUUCGGCGUCAGGAUCUGACGGCGGUCAACCCGGCCAGCUGGGCUGCGAUCGACUCUGCUCUCAGCGCGUCACAUCCUGGCACCGUGCCCUCGCAGUUUCGAGGAUUUGCACGGUAUGCGGAACGAUUCGGUAAGGAGCAGGCUAAGAAGCUUCUGGAACAUGAGUUUGAAACUUGGAGUCGACUGGUGGCUUUUGUGGAACGAGAGAAGAUAGACUGCGAGCUCUGGAUCGGGGACACGCUCGAUGUUGCCAUGUCUGAAACAGUCGCAGCAGACGUUCGAGAAAUAUUUGACGCAUAUAAAUCCUACGGGGGGAAGGUGGAUCACAUCAAAGUUAUCGAUGAUCCUGCAGAAGCUGAAAAGAUUUCCCGCCUGAAAGGUGCUCAAGCUGUCUGGGCAUGGCCUGCGUCGACCUUUUACCCGUGGAAACUGGGUAUCAGUGUGGCCCAUUUGAUGAAGUUGAAUAUCGCUGCAGGCGCCAAUCUGCAAACAUGGACACCCGUGCAAAGUGUCACGCCGUCCGCAGACGCCGAAGGCUCGUGGAACGUCAAUACAGAACGGGGGUCGAUCCGGACGCCCACAGUUGUCUACGCGACCAACGCAUACACCUCUGGCAUCCUGCCAUCGUUCAGUAGAUACAUCCAACCGACAGCGCACAUGUGCGACAGAGUCAUCCCUCCGCGAUCCUUUGCUGGCAGCAAAGCUCUGCAAAAUUCGUACGGUGUUCUGAUGGACGGCGGCUCGAUGUACAGCAUCAAUCCGCAAGCAAACGGCGACGGAAUCGUGCUAUUCGGUGGCGACAACCCUAAUCAACGGAAGCUGAAGGCCUACCUCGCUGAAGAUCCUCUGCGGCUCUUCAACGACGGCCUGAGCAAUUUCCAGCCGGUCACAGAGGCGGUCAAUCACCUGACUUCCACAUCGUUUGAAGGGUGGAAUGAAAAUACACCAGCACCUGGGGUUGGGUCUGAUUAUUCGUGGAGCGGGAUUAUUGGGGAGCACAGCAACAACAUCAUGGUCGAUUUCGAGGACGUUGAAGAGCGCGAUGGUGUCCGCCUCUCCUGGAAUGUAUGGCCCUCGUCGCGUAUAGAGGCGACCAGAACCGUCGUUCCUAUCUCAGCCCUAUACACACCCCUGAAGCAGCGCGAGGAUCUGCCCCCAGUCUUGUACGAGCCGGUAGCGUGCAAGCCUCCGUGUCGCGCUAUCCUCAACCCUUACUGCCAAAUCGAUAUUCGUGGCAAACUCUGGAUUUGCCCCUUCUGUCUGUCUCGCAAUGCCUUCCCUCCUCACUACAAGGACAUAUCCAACACGAACCUCCCUGCCGAACUUUUACCAAAAUACACCACCAUCGAAUACACCCUUGCUCGCCCAGCCCAGGUUCCGCCGAUCUUCCUUUUCGUUGUGGAUACGUGUCUGGAUGAGGAGGACCUGAAGGCUCUGCGUGAUGCACUGGUCGUCAGCUUAAGCUUGAUCCCUCCGUAUUCCCUCGUGGGGCUCAUCACCUACGGUACAAUGACCCAAGUCCACGAAAUUGGAUAUGCCGAGUGCAACAAGUCCUACGUGUUCCGAGGCGGAAAAGAGUAUCAGCCCAAACAGAUUCAAGAUAUGCUCGGACUGAGCUCCCAGUCGCGCGCUGCCCCCCGUCCAGGACAGCCUAUGCCUACACAGUCCUUCGGCGCCUCGAGAUUCUUGCUCCCGGUUCAGCAAUGCGAGUUCCAGUUGACUGGCAUCUUGGAAGGCCUUGUGCGCGAUCCGUGGCCCGUUGCAAGCGACAAGCGUCCUCUGCGAUGCACUGGUGUUGCGCUCAGUGUGGCCGUCGGCCUUCUCGAGACUACUUACCCCAACACGGGUGCUCGCAUCAUGUUGUUUGCUGGUGGUCCUGCCACAGAGGGUCCCGGAAUGGUCGUCAGCAACGAGCUCAAGGAGCCCAUCCGGUCCCAUCACGACAUAGAACGGGACACCGUCAAGCACUACAAGAGGGCGAUCAAGUUCUACGAAGGCCUCGCCAAGCGUGUUUCGAACAACGGGCAUGCGGUCGACUUGUUUGCGGGAUGUCUGGACCAAGUCGGUCUGCUGGAGAUGAAGUCGCUGCCCAACAGCACCAACGGAGUCAUCGUCUUAUCUGACUCGUUCGCCACGUCCAUCUUCAAGCAGAGCUUCCUGCGUCUGUUCAAUAAGGACGAGGAGGGCCACCUGCAGAUGGGUUUCAAUGCUACGUUUGAUGUCCAGACCACGAAAGAACUCAAGGUUUCUGGCCUGAUUGGACAUGCCAUCUCGGCUGGCAAAAAGUCUGGUUGUGUCGGGGAGACAGAAAUUGGUAUCGGCCAGACAUCGGCCUGGAAGAUCAAUGUGAUCACACCGCACACGGCUACGGGUGUCUACUUUGAGGUGGUAACUCCUGCCGGCCAGCCAUUAGCACCAGGCUCGCGUGGUCUGAUCCAAUUCGUCACCCACUACCAACACUCGUCUGGCUUCCAGCGGCUACGAGUGACCACUAUUGCUCGUAACUUUGCGGAGGCUGGUUCUCCCAGUAUCCCGGCGUCGUUCGACCAGGAGACUGCUGCUGUCCUCAUGGCUCGCAUUGCCGUUUUCAAGGCUGAGAUCGACGACUCACCUGAUGUCCUGCGGUGGCUGGAUCGUAUGUUGAUCAGGCUGUGCCAGAAGUUCGCCGAUUACCGCAAGGAGGACCCGACUAGCUUCAGGUUGACGGACAACUUCAGCAUUUAUCCCCAAUUCAUGUUCCAUCUGCGGAGAAGUCAGUUUCUGCAGGUGUUCAACAACAGUCCGGACGAGUCUGCAUUCUACAGGCACAUCUUGAAUGAGGAAGAUGUUAACAACUCACUGAUCAUGAUCCAACCUACGUUGAUGUCGUACACCUUUGACCAGCAGCCCCAGCCCGUGCUUUUGGACAGCGUGUCGAUCAAACACGACGUCAUCCUGUUGCUGGACACGUUCUUCCACAUCCUCAUCUUCCAUGGAGAGCUUGUCGCCCAGUGGAGGAAACAGGGCUACCAGGAUCAGGAGGGCUACGAAAACUUCAAGGAGUUGCUCGAACUACCUGUCGCUGAUGCUCAGGAACUGCUCACAGAACGAUUCCCGAUUCCUCGGUACAUUGUGUGUGACCAGGGAGGCAGUCAAGCGCGAUUCUUGUUGUCCAAGCUGAAUCCGUCGACCACCCACAUGUCCAACACGAUGUACGGAUCGCAAAACAACGCUGCAGGACAGGCCAUCUUCACAGAUGAUGUGAGCUUGCAAGUGUUCAUGGAGCAUCUCAAGAGACUGCGGCAGGCUGCGGCAGGUCUCCCGAUGAAUGGCAGUCUGGAGGAUCAUCGGUUCUGCGCACCUCUCGUCCUUCCUGGCGACGACCUGGCUGAAGAUCCAGACUAUCCCGCACAGAGCAUCCAAGAAUGGCGGACGGAUGCGGACCGGAAUCCGGUGGAGACGUCUCGCCGCACACUGUAUGUGGUCGCCCCGCCUGCAGUCGACGACACUGUGCCUUUCAUGGAGUCGUGGCGCGAGCCGAACGGUGCUGAGGGCGUCGCGAUUGAGCGCCCCAAAGUCGAGGACAUGGUUGAUUAUCUACGCGCGUUCUAUCACGGGAUGGACGUGAAACGAUUGUCGAGUCGGAGUCUGUGUUUCACGAGUUGGAGUGCGCCCAAACGCGCGUCUCGGACACCGCGUUAUGUUGGGCUCAAAGCGGGCGACGAAUGCGUGCGGAUUCGCACCCGCGCAUCACACGACGGGAUCUUUAGCAGGCAGCUCAAUCUCGACGAUCUGCUCGACGCCGCGAUUGGGAUACUCCCCCCUGACGCGUAUGCCAUGGUGGUAGUCGUCCCCUGGGAUAUCUACGAGCGUGCAGACGAUGAUUUUGCUUGCGGACGCGCGUAUGGUGGAAGUCGCGUCGCUGUCAUAUCAACAGCACGAUACCACCCCGGGCUGGAUCGGAUGCAAGACGUCGAAAGGCUUCAUGCAUGGCCUGCGUCGCACUGUCAAGCCUACAUGACUGCUUGCUGCUCCGAAGCGCGACCGGCGAAAAGGCGCAAAGGAAAUGGUCCUGGCUCCCUUUCAACUUCACCGUUACAUGCAGCGGUUGCAGCCUAUGCUGCCCUUCCUUCUCUGGUCAACACGAACUCCGCGGCCGCACUGUCGUCGCUGUGGCUUGCGCGGGCGUGCCGCACUGCAAGUCACGAGCUGGGGCACUGUUUCGGAAUCGAUCACUGCGUUUACUACGCGUGCGCCAUGCAGGGCACUACGUCGCUGCGAGAAGACGCGCGCCAGCCGUUGUUUGUGUGUCCCGUUGAUCUUGCGAAGAUUCUGGAAGCCACCGGGACCUCGUCCGAGGGUCGAGACGAGGCUCUCCUUGCCUUUUGCGCCAAGCACCCGCAAAAUCAUUCCUUUGUGUCGCUGGCAGCAUGGAUUCGAGUUGCGUAGCGUGGUUUCCACGAAAAGUUGUACGUCUGUUACAUUGAUUGUUGUGCUAAAUCUACUCCACUUUUUGGUUGACCUCUCCUACACUCCUACGAUUCCGGUGUCUUUGGUAUCCUUCUCCGCGAAGCUUUCGAUCACUUCCUUGACCAGGUUGAUGUCAGCCCUUGGCACGCUGAUGACAUUCCGUUCCUUGUCCAGUAAGCCCACGAAUUCGGUGGGGAGGACGUCCUGCUCGAAAUUGAAGGACGCAUUGUUUUUGAGCGCCAGAUUCACCGCCUCCGAGAAUUUGGCUGGGUGAGCCGUCGACAACAUGACUUGGCGAACGGAGCUAGGGCUGGGGAGAGGCGUUGAGAACAGAUCGAUUCCACAGGACUCGAGAACAGAUCGUACUUUUUGGAAGCAACGAUCUUCCCAGCCGCCAAACCAACGGCGGUGUGAGGAUCAACCACGUAAGACGGAGAGGCUUCAAAGUGCGAGCGGAUGGUUUCCAGAGUCUAUUGAUCAGAUCAGCCCAGUGCAAACGAGACAUGCCAGGCUAUGGCACGGACCAGCUCAUCCGAGAUCCGUUCAGCAAAGAAGUCCCGGCGAGCCAGCUCGAUGACGGAGGUGGGAAUAUCAACCCGACCAUCAGCCUUCAUCUCGCUCAUCCAGCUCGCCAAGGUCGCACACGCUUUCUCGUGCUCGGAACCCACAGCUUCGAACGCGAGGUACCAGAGCAGCCGCUCAAAGUUGCUAGACACGAGAAUGUCCAUGGCAGGUGAGAGGGUCUCCCGAACACCGGCCGCCGCCGUUCCCUGUUUCCCGUCCGUCAUCGGUGCGGAAUCCACCUUUUCGUACCGUGCGGUGUUCCAGAAUCGCGCGAGGAUGUCAUUCGAGUUGGUGGCAACGACCAUUUUCGACAUCGGCAGGCCCAUGCGUUUGGCGUAGUAUCCCGCCAGGAUGUCGCCGAAAUUUCCCGUGGGCACGACGAAUUGGACUUCGGUCCCAGGCUCGGGCGAGAGAUGGAAGUACGCCAGGAAGUAAUACACCGUCUGGGCGAGGAUGCGAGCCCAGUUGAUCGAGUUGACGGCACCGAGACGCAUAGAGUGGGCUGGAUGCUGGAAGCACAACCUGACAGUCAUCGAACGUUCCUCCGACAGAGAUGUUGUGCACGUUCGCGUCCGUCACUGUUGCCAUCUGCGCUUCUUGGAUCGGCGACACGCGCCCAGUGGGGAAGAGGAUGAAGAUGGAGAUGUCUGCUUUGUUCCUCAAGCCAUAGAUCGCCGCGCUGAGUCGUGUCACAAAGAGCGUAAUGCUUGAAGGGCGAAACGACUCACCUUCCUGUGUCUCCACUGGUUGCUCCGACGACGGUCAACUUCUCCUUCUUCUCUCCCUCCGCUUUCCUGCUGUUCCUUCUCUUGAGGAAGAACUCGAAGAGGUUCCCAAGCAGCUGGAGAGCAACAUCCUUGAACGCGAAGGUGGGGCCGUGGAAGAGCUCGAGAACGAAUCGUUUAUCAUCGAGCUUUUUGAGCGGUGUGACAUCUGGAUGUCGGAACGUAGAGUAGGACUUUUCCACGAGUGCACGGAGAUCGGAUGUUGUAAUUUCAUCGGGAGAGAUGUAGAGCGAUAGAACAGCGACUGAGAGAUCGACGAAGGAGUAGGACUUCCACUUUGUUUGCCAGUCUGCUGGUAAUGCUGGGAUAACUUCAGGGAUGUACAAUCCGCCGU